AUUAUUAUGAACGUCGAAAUAUCAAAUUCUGAGAAAGUACAGCAAGUAGUUUCUAAAUUUUAUAAUAGAUAUUAAUGAAAUAAGAAUAAUUGUUAAAAGAAUAGAAAUACUAUGAAUAUGAGUAAAAAAUAUUGACUUUUGGAUCAAGAUUUAUUAAUUAAUAAAAUAAAGAGGGAGCUAUUUAUUUGUAUUUAUAAGCUAGCAAAGUGUUAGUUAAAAAUAAUUAAGAUAAUUCAGGAUUUAAUUUAGCAACAGAAGUGAUAAAAUUAUAAGAUGAUUUAGAUUCUUAAAGUAUUGGUAAGAUUAAUAAAUUAAUUAUGAAAAGCCGAAAUCAUGUCAAUUUAUUCAAUAGCUUAAUUUAGUAAAUUGAAAGUGCAAUUCAUUAAUAAAGUGUUAAAGAAAUAUCCAAAUUAUAAAGAUUAAAUUUGUUAAUAAGUUGGAGUGGAUUUAUUUAAUAAUAAUAAAUUUCAUUUAGCAUGGAGAUAUUUGAUAUAAUUAUCAGAUGUAAAUACAGAAAUUUAGAUGUUAGUAAAAUGGAAUUAAUAAUUACCAGAAUAAGAAAGAUAGUAUAACUUAAUUAGAUAUUUAUUGAUGUAAAUUAGAGAGCAAUAAAAUUAGUAAAUUAGGUUAGGGAUUAUAUAAUGAGAGUGUUAAAAUAUUAAAUGAAUUGAUUCCUACAACAGUAACUUAGGAAGCAUUAUUUAUUCAUUUAUUAGUGAAAUCAAUAAGAAUUAAAAGCAGAGAAGCAUAUGAUUUAGUUUUUAAUAAAUUCUAAAUUGUUAUAAAUGCAGAUCCCAUUUUUUAGGAUGUAUAAGAAUUUAUAAUAUAUAUAAUUAGUUAUAUUAUAAAGUAGGUGUAAAGUAUUUUGGAUUAAAAGAUAAGGAAAAUUAAUAAUCUGGUAUUGGUGGAUUAUUGAGUUAAUUCUUUUAAUGA
This is a messenger RNA of Paramecium sonneborni, 933 nucleotides long. The record is from the annotation of a GenBank genome assembly. Lineage: Eukaryota; Ciliophora; Oligohymenophorea; Peniculida; Parameciidae.